Amoebophrya sp. A25 is the source of this 1734-nucleotide messenger RNA. The record is from the annotation of a GenBank genome assembly. Lineage: Eukaryota; Dinophyceae; Syndiniales; Amoebophryaceae.
AUGUCUCUUCCCACUUUUAGUGACAUGCAAAAAAUGAAGCCAUCAAGAAACGAGAAUUGUUCAUCUGGUGCAGCAGCAGCUACGACUGCAUCUGCUCGAGCAGGACAUGCAGCCCAAGGCCGCGAGCAGACGCUACAACUGGAGAACACUGUCACUUUCCGACGUGUGGCUACAUUCCGAUCCCCCUUUCACACCUGUUUUGGAUGCCCUCGGCAGGGCGCGCCAUGUCCUAACACCAGAGGUCGUAUCGAACUCGCUGACGACAUGUCCGGAGACUUUUUUCGUGGUAUUGAAGCUUUUAGUCAUGUGUGGGUCUUGUUUCUUUUCGAUCGAAACGGGUCCAAGGCGGUUAAGCAGGAAAAGGCAUCCUCAUCUUCUUCUUCUUCUUCGAGUGGGAGUGCAGGAGGAACGGGAACCCUAGUAUCUACUGGGAACCCUGAAGAAACUAGUAGUCCCACUACUACGAACAAGAACCACAACUACCUCCAAAGCAAUAGUAAAGCUUUAGUUCGGCCACCACGACUGGGGGACCAUGAUGCGGCUGGAAUUUUCGCCACUCGCGCACCGCAUAGACCGAAUGCUAUAGGGAUGACCGUGAUGAAGAUUGAGAAAGUGGAAGGAAGAACACUGCUUGUCAGUGGAGUCGAUGUAGUGGAUGGAACCUUUGUCGUCGAUAUCAAGCCUUAUCACGUCUUGGAUGCGGCACCGGUGUGUAGGGUCGAUCCGCCGAUGGAGGAGGAGGUAGAGGACAACUCUGCGUGUUCUUCUUCCUCCACGAUAAAGCGAAGAAAGACAUCUUCAAGCGACCACGAUAUCACAUCAAGUCCUGCUGCAGUUCCCUCAGCAGGUGGUCAAACUCAAGUAGCUCCUCUUCGAGUCGCAGAGAAAAUGACCCAGCUUGCGCAUGUCCCUUUGUGUCAUGUCCAAAGUUCAUCGUCUAGCGGCACUGUUUCGGGCACCACGGGUGCCGCAACGAGCGCUAGAGCAAGUGCUAGCACAACCUCUGCCUCAAGUUCAUCAUCCACUACCUGCCCAGCUACGACAACUACCACGACAUCUUCAACGACCUCUUCUACCAGCCUACAACAGCAAGAACUACCUGCUGUAGAAGCGCCAGCCCACUUCCCUCAAUGGUGCGUCGCCCGACAACGCAGUAAGCGCGUAACAUGGACUGAAGAGGCUCUGGCACAGCUGAAAAAGCAUAGUUCACAGAGUUGUAAGUUCUAUUCGACAGUGAAUUCGGAGACUGAACUAACGGCUCUACAACGUGCGGUCGAGGAAGUCGUGUCCUUGGAUAUGAGAACCUGGCAACAUAAGAAAAAGAAGAAAGAAAGAAAUACAACAACGGCAACGCCUUGUUCAACAGCAGCAAUAGAGGAGAGAAAAGUAUGGGCUUUUUACUAUGAUUCGUUGAAUAUACUUUUUCGAAUUGUGGAGCGUCAAGGACAAGUGGAUAAGGACAAGGAUACCGACAACCAGAACGUGCCAGAAAUGCUAGGAUUCGAAAUAUUCCUUGUUGAGCCACUUGUAGACGGGAAGAAUACUUGCUGGAUGAGUGUGGGAAAAAAACAAGCUGGUGGCGGCUGAAAAUAACAGAAUAAUUGUGACAAAAGUAGAAUGUGCUUCCCAGCAAAGUCCCAACACUUCCUGACGCACUACCUCCUACACACUUAUUUUGUUUUUCUGUUGAUGUUGUUCUUGUUGUUCAACACUGACUCAUCAUUUGUAUUAGCG